UCUAACCCAGAAUGUUUCAGGUUGAAAUGAAUAUGAUGACGUCCAAUUUUACAUGUGAACCAACGUCUCUGAGAUGAAAGGCCCUGAUGCAAAAGAUAAAACCUCUGAUGAGAGAAACACUGGAAGAUUCUUUAAGUCUUAGUAAAGUUUAAGAACUGUUACAUCAAAGUAAAUUAGGCUAAACGUCGAUAAUUUAAGUUGCGUUAAAUAUGCUAAGCUAGUUGUAAACCAGCUGAGACUGGCUAAAAUAAACCAACAAAGAUCCUGCGUUCAGAUAAACUGAGAUAAAAUAUGAGUUGCAGCUUUUUUAUCAAGUAAAGCUCUGAGAGUAAAUCUCAAGAGUUUAAGAAAGAGAUAAAUUUUAAUAUACAUUAACCAAAGCAAAGGCAAUCUAAGAUAAAUAAGGGUAGGCUGAAAAAAAGGUAAACAAAAGACAGCAAACUGAAACUGAACACAAGCUAAUAUUAGCUACAACAUGAGUCAGGGUUAGCUAGCUGAAAUAAAUCAGAGCACGCCGACAUAAACAUGAGCUUAGCUGAACUAAACCAACAAUAAAUCUGAACUAAACCUCACUCAGCUAAAAACUGUAGCCUAAAACACGUUCAGCUAAAUCAGCUACAUGAAACUAAGGAAGUCAGAAUAAUGUGAGCUCCAGUUCGCUGAGACUUUAAUCACCUCGUUGGCGCUAAAAGCAUUUAUUCUACCUUCACUUCAGUUUAUUUAAGAACAGCUAAUGUCGUCUGAAGCAUUCAGAAAGCAGACAGAUCCUGUUCGUAGCCCCCAGCGGUGAGGCCUUCAGCCAGCCUGAGGUUCAUUCUUUAUAUUCCAGUUCAGUGGUUGAAAUGUGGUCAUUUCAGUUUACUGCAUUAACUGAUGAAUGUUUUCUAUGUGAAGAAACCCAGCAGGCUGUGCACCAAUCCCUCAUCCUGCUCUGUCCUCUCUGGUUCUGAUAAAUCCAGUUCAGACUUCGUUUGAAGGAAUCGGUCCAGACGCGCCGUCUGUCCUCCCAGAGACGAUGAAUAUCAGUAACUCCACCGAUUGUGAACCAGUUCACAAAUCGGCCAACACCUUCUUCAUGGUGGGUUUGGUCCUGAACGGAUUCACGCUGCGGGUUUAUUUCUGCGUGUCGCAGCACCAGGCGUACAGCAGCGUCACCGUCUUCCUGAAGAACCUGGCGGCCUCCGACUUCCUCAUCAGCCUCUGCCUCCCGCUGCGCAUCAUAAACUUCGCCACCAACUCCACCAUCAUCCGACAGGUCUACUGCAACUUCGGCGCCUCCGCCUUUUACCUCAACAUGUACGCCAGCAUCCUGUUCAUGGGCUACAUCGCCGCCAACAGGUACAUGAAGAUCGUCCAUCCUUUGGGAAAUCAUUUCAUCCACAAGCCCCGAGCCGCCUACAUCAUCUCCAUGUUGACGUGGGGGAUCCUCCUGACGAUGACCAGCUCCUACGUGAUCCUCUCCCUCCUCACCCAGAAGCAUCGGGAGAAUCUGCCCGGGAUGGUCAGCUGUGACAUCCUGCACAGCAAACAGCUCAGCCUGCUCUACAAGGUCAUCCACGCCUGCUCCGCCGCCAUCUUCGUGGCCGUCCUCAUCAGCCUCAUCUGGUUCUACUACAGCACCUCCCGCAGGCUGGCGCAGGCGCAGGAGAAUCAGUCGAUUUCCAGCAACUCCAAGAAGCUCGCCAAGUCCCGGCGGAACAUGCUGGUUCUGGUCACGGUCUUCUGCAUCUGCUUUGUGCCCUACCACCUGAUUCGCCUUCCCUACGCCUUCAUGAAGACGCUGGUCUGCUCCUGGAAAGGGUGGUUCUUCUACCUGAAGGAGCUGACCGUCCUGGUGUCGGUCCUCAACGUCUGCUUAGACCCUCUCCUCUACUUCAUCUUCUGCAAGGCGUUCCGGGCCCAGAUGAGCAUGAGGCGGGUCUUCAACGACACGGACACUCCGACGGAGGCGGACACCAACUACAGGCGGAGCAGCGACGGAUGGACGAACUCCCUCAGGAACCUCAGGAAGUCGUCAGCCGUCUCGUUAACCAAGCAAACCAGCGUGGUGUAGACUUCACACGCUCCUGAACCGAUCUUUUACAAAUGUCAGAAAAUCCAGAUUGGGAGAUCAAGAAAACUUUGUAAAUCCAUCUUAGAGGAGUUAUUGGAGGAACCGACUCACCAAAAGAUCCUGAACUGGACACCAGUGGAGAGAAGUUGUUGAUCUUCACCUUUAACAGUUUAACUUAAACGUCCUCUUAUGAACAGGAAGAACACAGAGGUGUACUCAAACCAUAUCCAGUUUCAUAAGUUGCAUCAUAUAAUCUCAGAAGCAUCAAGGUCGACACAUUUUUGGGACUUUAUUCAGUUAUUUGACUGAAAUUGACAGUAGAGUCAUCCGGACCGUUUGGUUCAUCUUCCUUAGUGUUGACCAAUGAUUUUCAAGGUUUUACGAACAUCUCCCAGAAUCUCCAUAAAGCUUCAGUUUUUUCACUCGUGCUUCAGGAGGUUCAGGUCCAAAUGAAGCGAGUCUGAAAGUCAGUCCAUUAGAGGUCCAUGUUUCCAUCACCGUUUCAUUUCUGCACAUUUUUAAGCAUCACAGCAGAAAAGGAACCCUCAGUUUCCCAACAUCAUUUUUACGCUAGCUUGAUGUGGUUUCUGAGUUAAUGUGCUAGAGGGGAGAUGGAAACACAUUUGCAGAAUAAAGUUUAAUCUUCCCAUCCACUGGUCUGGUGUGCCUUACCAGAAACACAAAACUCAGGUAUUUUUCAAAGUCCAAGCCUCCAGCUUGGAGGGGAAGACUCUCCAUUUAUCUGAGAUGUGUGCUCCAUGUUAGCUAGCAACCCCUACUUCCUGUUUAUGACGGCCAGUAAGUGUCUGAUGAAAUCACACUCUGACUAAUUCACUCCAAACCAGACGAUGGAGACGCUUAUUUCACAUCUUUCUUUUCUUUUUUGCAACAUUUUAAAAGUUUGCUUAAAAUUCACAUCACAACUGGAUGGAGAUACGUUAGCAUUAGCGCCGUUAGCAGCUCAGAUAGCGGCUGUGAAAAGGCCAAGGUGUGUCUUUAAAUGGAAAGAACGAAGGGAUCCUUGAUCAAAGGUUCUACAAUGUGAACAGAGGCCAGUGAAUGCCACAUGCAGGCUAGUUAGCUUAGCUUCAAGUUGAUGUGACUCGUGCAGAAACACAACAGCUGAGCCAAAGAGAAAAGCUGUUGAUUUACCGGUCCGUCUACGUCCUGACCCUCAGUGACGGGCUAGUGGUUGACUUUGCAUGGACGUGUGGGAAUCCGCUGCUUCUCCACUAAAGAAACAGUUUCUCAUAACAAGCUCAUCAUCUGCACUGCGGGUUUCAUCAAACAUCUCUUUGGGAAUCACUUCGUUACAGUGAAGCUCAUCGUUUUUCUGAGGCUCUGCUGAGGAAGGGAACCAAAAAAUGCCUUUCUGAUGAAAGUCCUGAACAGGAACUGGACCAGAACUUCAAGAAACACCUCCAGACGUGGUUCGGUUUAGUUCCUGCAGUUAGUUUCAGUUCCUGAGAAGAAGCUCCAGUUGUAGACGUAACACUUCAAACCUCCUCAUCUCUUAAAUAAUCUCCCAAUAAUCACCUAAUAAUCCCGUUUUCCAGAGUUUUAGUUGCACUGGUUCCUUUAAAUGUGAGGAGUUGUUGAUAACGAGUCAAAGUUCACGUCUGAUUGGUCGACUAAACGUAGUUCUUGAAAAAAGCAUUUAUACUCUUAUUGUUUUCUUCUGCUCUUGCAUUAAGUAAAUGUCAGAUUAUCAGAUUAUUGUUAAUCUCAAGUAAAGACGACCUGAGGAAACAGAAAAAGCUUUUUCAAACUUUAAUUUCUGUAAUUAAUUUCUGGAAAUAUUCAUAUCCGUGUGCAAUAUGUUAUAUUUAUCUAUACUUGGUCUGUUCAUCAGGAAUACUUUGAUUGGAUUUAAUUCAAGUCUUUACAACGUUUUUGUGUUUUCAUCAAUUAAUUGUUAAUAAAAACUUAAAGUUUUAUCACAUUCUGGAA
This is a messenger RNA of Gambusia affinis (western mosquitofish), 4003 nucleotides long. Its product is annotated as P2Y purinoceptor 14-like. The coding region runs from base 1016 to 2053 and encodes 345 amino acids. Gene Ontology annotation, cellular component: membrane. The transcript has 3 exons. The record is from RefSeq and is a predicted model, not a curated record. Lineage: Eukaryota; Metazoa; Chordata; Actinopteri; Cyprinodontiformes; Poeciliidae. Gene Ontology annotation, biological process: G protein-coupled receptor signaling pathway. Gene Ontology annotation, molecular function: G protein-coupled purinergic nucleotide receptor activity.